Messenger RNA from Glarea lozoyensis ATCC 20868, 969 nucleotides. RefSeq lists its product as uncharacterized. The transcript has a single exon. Bases 1 to 969 code for a protein of 322 amino acids. NCBI's taxonomy places the organism in Eukaryota, Fungi, Ascomycota, Leotiomycetes, Helotiales, Helotiaceae. The record is from RefSeq and is a predicted model, not a curated record.
AUGGGCAGCAGAGGUCGACCAUCACUCAAGCUGUCUUCGGAAGCACGGCUGGAGCGUCGACGGGCACAACUCGCAGAGUCGCAGCGAAAGUGCAGGGCGAGGAAGAGGAUGAGCAAGACCGACGAGCAGAACGGUUCCGCAGAGACAUCACCGGCAUCCUUGGGCGUGGAUAAUGCAGUAGUAGAGAGCAAUCUGGGUGAUGGUUCAAGGAUUGAAUUACACCCACCGACGGACACAGCGUGCGGACCUGUUGCUGUGUCCAGCGUUGCACCGGCAAGUCACUCUGAUUCUAAUAACCAAGUCCCAAAGGCUCAUUUCGCAGACAUGAAAACAGAGCAGGCGGUCCUUGUUGAAGGUAGCAUAGCUCAACCGUGUUGUUCUACAGGCCUCAAUUCGAAUCAGGCUGUCCUUGUUGAAGGUAACAUAGACCACCCGGGUUAUUCUAUGGACAUCCAUUCGGAGCAGGCGGUCCUCAUUGAAGGUAGCAUAAAUCAGCCGGAUUGGCCUGUAGAUUUGGAUGUGAACACUUGGAUGGAUGGAGUCAAUAUAUUCGACACCGGAUCUUUCGGAUUUGAGUAUGACGACCUUCUGGAUUUCGACUUUUCCACUGUGCAGGAACGGGAUGCGAGUGAGGCAGAGGAGACCGUCAAUCAGUCAAUCGAUGCCUCUCCUACGACUGAAGACAGCCCGUUCUCACCGCCAAGUCAAUCAUUUUACCAAAACGCCGCUGCUCUGUCACCAUACGGGUUCGAAAAUGCCGAUUUUACCUUGUUCGAUCUCGACCCGGACGCCGUUUCUCUGAUUUCAACCUGGGACUUGCCAUCACAUUUGUACAUGGGUGCCGAUAACCCAACGGCUAGUAUGUCCCAAAAUGAGCAAGUCAAUUCAAAUACCUCGACUUCUCAGGGCGGGUCAUCGUUAAACCCACCUUGCACUACUACGAUGCCUGAGCUAAUGGCAGAAACUUGA